This is a messenger RNA of Rubroshorea leprosula, 1642 nucleotides long. Lineage: Eukaryota; Viridiplantae; Streptophyta; Magnoliopsida; Malvales; Dipterocarpaceae. The record is from the annotation of a GenBank genome assembly.
GGGGAGUUUACUUAAACUAAAUAAUCCUGAAAAAGGAAAAAACAGAGAAGCAAAGAGAUGGAGAAAGCAGAGCUGAUCUUCAUUCCGGUGCCGGGAAUCGGCCAUCUAGUCUCCACCGUCGAACUUGCAAAGCGCCUACUUCACCGCGAUGACCGGAUUUCCGUCACUCUUCUUUCCAUGAAGGCACCAUUCGGUUCUGUUGAUGCAUACACCAAACCUCUUACUGCCUCAGAACCUCGGAUCCGGCUCGUCGACCUCCCCCCGGUAACCCACCCUUCACUUGAUCUAUUCACCAAGUCCGCGGAAGCCUAUAUAUAUUCCCUUAUCGAAGUGCAAAUACCCCAGGUUAGAAAAACCGUAACAGAUAUUGUAUCAUCUUGCUCUGUCUCGGGUUCAUCCCGGGUCGUCGGGUUAGUUCUUGAUUUCUUUUGCGUUCCUAUGAUUGAUAUUGCAAAUGAAUUGGAGCUUCCUUGCUAUAUGUUCUUGACGACUAAUACAGGAUUCUUGAGUUUAAUGAUGGAGCUACCGAUUCGACAUGGACAGAACAGGGCAGAGGUUGAAAGUUCGGAUCCAGAAUUCUUGAUUCCAGGUUUUGUCAACCCUGUUCCGGUAAAUGUCCUGCCUUCAGCUAUGUUUAACAAGUUUGGUGGGUAUACUGCCUACCUCAAACUAGCUCAAAGAUUCAAGGACACCAAAGGGAUCAUUGUAAAUGCAUUGGAAGAGCUUGAGCCUUAUGCAAUUGAGUACUUUACCAAUAGCCAACACCCUCCAAUCUACCCGGUUGGACCUGUGCUCGACCUCAAUGGCCAGCCUAACCCUGACUUGGAUAUCGCUCAAUGCGACAAGGUAAUGAAAUGGCUAGAUGAUCAGCCGCAAUCAUCAGUGGUUUUUCUGUGUUUUGGGAGCAUGGGGAGCUUUGAACCACCCCAAGUGAGGGAAAUAGCACUUGGACUUGAGCAGAGUGGGUACAGAUUCUUAUGGUCUCUGCGCCUGUCACCACCAAAUAACAAAGAUGCAUUGGAAGAUAUGUUACCGGAAGGAUUCUUGGGAAGGAUCGGAGAGAAAGGGAUGAUAUGCGAGUGGGCGCCACAAGUGGAGGUUCUGGCUCACAAGGCAACUGGAGGGUUUGUAUCUCAUUGUGGAUGGAACUCGAUUCUGGAAAGUUUAUGGUAUGGAGUGCCAAUUGUGACAUGGCCUAUGUAUGCUGAGCAACAACUCAAUGCCUUCUUGAUGGUGAAGGAAUUGGGGUUAGCAGUGGAGCUGAAAUUGGAUUACAGGAGCCAUGGCGAUCUUGUGAUGGCAGGGGAGAUAGAGAAAGCUCUGCACCAUGUUAUGGAUGGCAGUAGUGAAGUGAGGGUGAGAGUGAAGGAAAUGUCAGACAUUGCUAAGAAGGCUAUUAAGGAUGGUGGAUCUUCAUUCCUUUCCAUUGGACGUUUGAUAGAGGAUAUGGUUGGAAAAAAAAUUGUAGAUGUUUGAUUGUUUUGAGUUUGAUCUUUCCUAUUGUUGAUGAGGAAAAGCAAUUAUUGUGCUGGUUAAAAUUAUGUUGUAGUAGGAAGCAUUGUAUUUGUAUGUAGAUUUUCCACUCCCAUCCGUUCAUGAUCCGUGUCUUCAAAUUAAUUGACAAUAUAAGUUUUAGUAUUAA